Messenger RNA from Peronospora belbahrii, 726 nucleotides. Lineage: Eukaryota; Oomycota; Peronosporomycetes; Peronosporales; Peronosporaceae. The record is from the annotation of a GenBank genome assembly.
AUGACCGCAGCCUUGAGGCUUGCGAGAGGCGCUCCAGCACGAGAGGGCGCUAGUAGAUCACUUGCGGUGGAGAAUGGACUACCGCCAGAGCCGAUACGCUCUCAUGGUGGCGGAGUUGGAGCACAAGAAUUGCAGCACGAAUCCAGUCAAGGAUCCCGUAUCUCCUCCCGUGAAUACUCCCACAGUGCCUCUACACCGGUGACGGGUAAGCGACCUCGGCGCUCAUCGGCCAAGACGACCGCUAAGGUCUCUAAGUCUACCAAGUCAAGUGCGACCAGAACUCCCGCUUCGCCAACUCAUAAGUCAGAGACCUUCCGUGAUCUACCUUCGGCUUCUUCUUCUGACCCAGACGACGACACGGCAAGCGACGACAGCGAGGCGCUAUCUAAGCCGCUUAUUUUUGCACAACCUGUUGCUCCUCCGGGUCCAGCAGUGUUCCAUCCCAUUUUCGGAUCUUCUGACUCAGAUGCCGAGUCGGUUUCGGAAAAAAAGACCCCCGGCACAGUUGUGAAGGCGGACUCCGCCCCAGGUGGGUCACCUACACUUCCGAAAGGAAACUUCAUCCCUGGGUAUAUGCAGGUGAAAGCGUUCACUGCUGCGGAGGUAGCACCUUGCUCGGUUGACCUGGUCAACUCGUUGAUUAUCGUGACGAUGACCCCUAGCGGCUUAAUCGACCGCCUGGAGCUGCCUUGGGGCUGGUUCGGUCCGCCAAACGGGAAAGGUUGA